AUGGGAAAUAUCGUAGGAGUUUAUGAGGAGAUUUUGAUUUUCACUAUUUCUUCUCAAGUUAGAGUCGUCGAGGCUACAAGCCGCAUACUUGCAAAUGGAAGGACCAUCGUGUGGACUCCAGCAUCAAAGUCAUGUGGAGCUUCUCAUGCAUCGUGGAAGAAGUAUCGCCGACCCUGUAAACGUCCUCCAAGAUCUGCUCAUGCUUCCUACAACUCUCCAUAAGACCAUAAGACAUUUUCACGUUUAGU
Molecule: messenger RNA, 248 nt
Organism: Camelina sativa (false flax)
Lineage: Eukaryota; Viridiplantae; Streptophyta; Magnoliopsida; Brassicales; Brassicaceae
Source: RefSeq, a predicted model, not a curated record